CGACCUAGCAYUGAGUUGUGUACAAGUUSUUGAUUGGAAUCGAAGAAGUUGAAUUACUGAAAAGAUUGACCAUGAAAUUUGCCGUUGCAACAGUCUUCGUUUUUGCUGCUCUAAUUGCCGAKAUCGCUGCACAACAUUUUAACCAUGAUAAUCCCAUCGUAAUGAGAAUAAAAAGAGAAUGCAGAUCAACGUGGAACUGUGGGAAAAGAUUGACGCAAUAUCUUGUUGACAAGGCGAACGAAGAGCGCGAAUCGCCAGAAGACGAGGAUGCUCCUCUAAUAAUGAGAAUCAAAAAACGCUGCAGAUCGACGUGGAACUGUGGAAAGAAACUAACCCGUGUCCUCGAAGACGACGCUGCAUUGGCUGAGGUUGAUGACGAUAAUGGCCCUGUUACUCUCCGAAUUAAAAAGAGAUGUAGAUCCACCUGGAACUGCGGUAAAAGGCUGACAAAGUUCCUCGAAGAUGAAGCCACCGAGGAGCGCCGUUUGGCCGAAGUUAAUGAUGACAGUGGCCCUAUUAAUCUCAGAAUCAAGAAAAGGUGCAGAUCGACUUGGAAUUGCGGCAAAAAGCUGAGAGAGUUUCUUGAAAAAGAAAUCUAGUUCGUGUCUACUAUUAUUAUGUAAUAUGAAUUCUUUUUCUUUUUUUAGCAAGAAUGAUGUUUUCGUAAAUAAUUGUGAGUACAUAUACCAUACCAAUAAAAACCUUUUAAAUG
Exaiptasia diaphana is the source of this 712-nucleotide messenger RNA. RefSeq lists its product as uncharacterized. The record is from RefSeq and is a predicted model, not a curated record. Lineage: Eukaryota; Metazoa; Cnidaria; Anthozoa; Actiniaria; Aiptasiidae. The coding region runs from base 72 to 599 and encodes 175 amino acids. The transcript is spliced from 2 exons.